Drosophila willistoni is the source of this 3740-nucleotide messenger RNA. RefSeq lists its product as uncharacterized. Gene Ontology annotation, molecular function: lipid binding. The record is from RefSeq and is a predicted model, not a curated record. Bases 1 to 3696 code for a protein of 1231 amino acids. The transcript is spliced from 9 exons. Gene Ontology annotation, cellular component: endoplasmic reticulum. Lineage: Eukaryota; Metazoa; Arthropoda; Insecta; Diptera; Drosophilidae.
AUGAAAGACGCCAACAGAGAGAGCAACGACAUCGGUUGUUGGACGCAGCGCUGGCAGUGCCCAGAUAUAUCACAACAACUACCACCACCACCACCACCACCACCAGCACCACUACAACCACCUCAACCACUACAGCAGCGACCACGGCAAGGAGGACGGCUGAGGCGAAUGCGUCAGCGGCAGCGGAGGAGCAACAGCGGCAACAUCAUCAUCGACCAUGGCCAACAACCACUUUUUGGUUUUAUUUUUUUUCUCCCCUUCCUUUUUUUACUUUUCAGAUCUGGCAGCAUUGAGGGCGGCGGAGUCUCACCCACCGCGAGUGGUCCCAAUCUGAUAGCCGCCCUAUCAGCUGCCGGCAUUAGCAGCGUCGGCUCCGGCGAUUCCACCAAUGCCGCCGUCAAUGUGGGCACCUGGAAACUGAUCAAGGGCAAAGUGACGCAAACCAUUGAGGAGAUAAAAUCCUCCAAGCAUCCCCAGUCGCAGUCGCAUUCGCAGUCGCAUCCGCAUCAACAGCCACAGCACCCAUCGGGGGCGACUUCUGUAAUUCCCAUCAUUGUGGCCGAUACGACUUCGGGAGCGGUUGGCUGGAACAACGAACCGGAUUCCGAUCCAGAGUGCAUCACUUUGAACACAUCGAUAAGCGAGGAGUUGCCUUUGGAUCAGCAGCCGCAGCAGCAGCAUCAUCAUUCCGAUUCGGAUGCAGAGGGCGAAAUCCUGCAGCACGAUAGCAGCAGUUUGGGUAGCGGUGAUAUCGGAGCCGCAGCUGCUUUGCCCGCCAAUACAGAACGCUCGCGACUGCGUCGUGGCUUGGCCCACAUCAAGUCGAAGGUCAAGGCGAAACACCAGGCGGCAGCUGCCAUGAGCAGCAAGAAGGACGUUAGCCCCACUCCCAGUGGUUCGAGUUCGUUGCGCAGCAACUUUCUACGGCGCCGCAAUGUGGUGGAUGCCAGCACGGAGCAGCAGCCAUCGGCCAGUAGUCCACAGACUACGGCGGAGGCGCGGCCCUCGUCGGGUGUACGCCAGGCGGGCUCAGAGAUCCCAAUUGCCAGUGGGAAGGCAAAGCGUGGCAUUUUGUUGGCCCGCAAGGAUGUGGAAAUCGAGUCGGGAGUCGAGGUACUGGAGGAUAUGAUACCCAGUGCCACGGCCGCCGAUCCGACAGCAUCAGCAUCUGCAGCAGGGCGAAAAGAUCUCGAUGAAAGGGAUGCCGGCAAUGAGACUGAGCAGCGGGUAGCCCUCUCAUUGCCAUUGUCGGGGCUAUCCUCGAUGGCAACUGCUGAUUCUGCAGCGAGCAUUCAGAGUGGGGGCAACGAGCUACGAUCGAGAGGACGUUCCAGCUGGAGCAUAACCAGCCAUGCCCUCAAUUGGCGGCAUCAUUGUCAUGCGGCUGCAGCCUUUGCCACACCCUUGGCCCUGGUGUUUGGUCUGUUUGUGGUAUUGAUACUGCCGCUCCAUGACUUUUUGCGCGGCAUCCUUGCCACAAUUCUGUUCAUCAUGCUCGUCGACUCGUCCAGUUCGCAUUUCCAGUGGGUUUUCGAGCACUACGUGCUGCGGACUCAUCCGGAGCGCAUAGCCUUCGAGAUACCCAACUACAGUGACAUGCCCAUCUGUGAGAUUCCGGCCGUUGAGGAGCACAAGACCAUUAAGGCCUAUGCCGGCUGGCUGAACGAAUUAAACAGCUAUGACCCGAACACCUUCUCCUUCUCGCUCACACGUUCGGUCUAUGUGCGUCUGGAUGGCACUGUCCUCAAGAUGUCGGGCACAAAUGCCAAAAUACCCAAGCGCCGCAUGUGGAAUGAGAUGCCCAUUGAUCGGGCCAAAGUUCUAUUCACUGAUCAUCGUUCGUACGAUCUUAAAGAUUGUCGCAUUGAGCUUUUGCCCGUAGGCUUGGCCAAAAAGCGGUACUUUAAUCGCAAAUAUCCCAUACAAUUGAUCAUCAAGAAUCCGAAUUCCGAAUCAUCGCCCAUUGAUCAGGCGAGUAUUGGCAGUGGAACGGAUGGUACAGCCAAAGCGGAGUUUAAGGAUGUUGCCGUAGGCUCAACACCGCCCAGUGUCGAUGACCAGGAGAAGUCAAUUGAUUUCGGAGCCACUGUAAUGCAGGCGGAUCUUCAACAAUUGCGCAAUACUGUCAAUCCGGACACGGAAUUGAAUGACAUCACUGUGCCGUGCGGCGAUGAAGUGCGUCUCUUGUUAUUUACACGCUGCGAUCGUGAGAAGGAAGACUGGUAUCGUCGCUUUGUGGCCGCCAGCAAGGGGCGCGUUCACGAGCAGGACUUGCAAGUGCCCAUGGCGCGCUUUGUCGACGAAACGGAUCUCCAGGCAGCAGCCGCCAAGCAGGCAGUGCUCCUCACCAUGGGCAGUUCGGUGAAGCAAGUGCGUUACAAGGAUGGCGACGAUCGAAGCGGUGUCACAGAGGCAUCAACCUCAACCAACAACAAUGAGGACGCCGACUCGAAUACACCAGACACUGCACAAUUCGAGGAAGUACUGGAGGAGGAUUGCACUCCGGAUGGGCCAAGGGAUGAGAAUUUCGAGGGUAUGAUCAUGAGUUCCGAUACGACUAGAAAUCCAGCUGAUUAUGUUAAAUUUAUGACCGUCUACCAGAAAGCUUGCAAUCAAAGUCAUAUACCCGUAACCCGACGUCCACGUAGCGAGCUGCUAGCUCAUGGUCAACACCAUAGAAAAACUCGUCGUAGCAAACGUCAGGAGGAUGAACUUUGGAAGGGCAUCGAUCAGUCGCUCUUUUUGGGGCCCUCCGGCAGCAUUGUCUGGGCAAAUAUCCUUGUUGGACGCUGUCUAUUUAGCUGUCUGCAUGAUACACUCCUCCAUGAGAAGAUUAAGGAGUUUCUGCAAAAGAAACUCAACUCCAUUAAGCUUCCCAGUUUCAUGGAAGAAGUCAUCAUUACAAACAUCUACAUGGGCAAAUCCCCAGUGCUGUGCCAUCGUGUCUCUCAGCCAAUGCUGGAUGAGCGUGGCAUUUGGCUGGAUGCCGAUAUAACAUACGAGGGACUCGCCCAUAUUACAGUGACCACCAGACUGAAUUUGCUCCGAGUACGCGCCAAGCCAAAGUCAUCGCCAGUGGCGACGGACACAGUGCCCACAUCGACUGUACUGCCAGAGCCGCCUCAGGAUUCACGGUCCGCUUCCGAUGAUGUGCUAUUAGAUUCGAACAGUGUGAUCUACGAUAGCGAUGCAGAGAGCUCGGGUGGCUCAUCCACAGAGUCAGAGAGUCCGCCACCUGGCGCCGCCAAUGAUAACGCUGGCGGAACUGAAUUCUUUCAGAACUCGCCGGGCAAUGCACGUCGCAUUUUUAAGAUUGUGGAUCGUAUUGCCACAUCGAAUCUUUUUCAAUAUGCCACCGAGCUGCCCUAUGUGCAGCGGGCCAUGGAGAAUAUGAAUGCCAAUAUUACGUUGCGUGUCGAUUUGAAGGGCCUGGUGGCCAGAGGGACAAUUAAUGUACCGCCACCGCCAUCGGAUCGGGUCUGGAUGUGCUUCCGUGGACCGCCGCGCCUUUGGAUAUCCACCAAGCCCCAGGUCGGGGACAAAUCCGUCGAUUGGUCCAUUGUGACCAAUGUGAUUGAAAGCAAACUAUGUGAGGCUGUCAACAAAUUUUUGGUCUAUCCAAAUAUGGUUGAUUUUACUAUACCAUUCCUCGGCAAGCCCAACUACGAGGACGAGCCGCCGGGGCCGUCCACUUAAUUUAACAAAAAAGAAGAAAAAAUACAAAUUUCCAAAAGAUAAAC